Molecule: messenger RNA, 2859 nt
Organism: Pseudozyma flocculosa PF-1
Lineage: Eukaryota; Fungi; Basidiomycota; Ustilaginomycetes; Ustilaginales; Ustilaginaceae
Exons: 4
Coding region: 1-2859 (952 amino acids)
Biological process (GO): proteolysis
Molecular function (GO): aspartic-type endopeptidase activity
Source: RefSeq, a predicted model, not a curated record
AUGCAUCCUUCCACCCGCUCCGUCCCGUCACUGCGGCUCACACGCCGACGCGAGAGCCGGACACUGCAUCGCAACGGACCGCCAAGCCAAGGACGCCAGCCGGCUGCGAGGUCGGAUGGCUUGAGCAUCCGCCUCGCCCCGACCGAUGCGCUCAUACAGUACUGGAUCCGUAGCUGGGCCUUCGUGCUUGCGCCUCGACGACGACGACGAUCCAACCUGCCAAGGUUUAGCCGAUCCCAUGGAUCUAGAUCCUGCAUGCUCGAGAUGCCAUCACCGUCCCGACGUCGAGCCCACGGUGAUGCUGGCUCAAGGCAGUGUGGUGGGAUGACCCCGACCGCUGCAGCUAGGCAAGCAAGAGCAUGUGCUCUGCCCUCACUGCCCUCGAAGAACAGGCAGCUCCUGCCCCCCUCUCGCGACUUUCCUUUAUCAUCUUGGCCUCCCUCGUCCCUCCCGUUUCCUUCCUUUCCCUCCAUACGCUGCGCGGCAUCAACCACCACCGACCUCGACGGUUCCCUCCCUUUCCGACGCCCUUCAAGACUGGUUCUGGGGUUGCCAUCUUCUCUUCUCCGUUUGCUUUCCUUCUCUCUUGGCCUGCCGACCUUGCACUUUCCUUUCGAGCCAAGUCCCUUUUCCUUUCUCAAGAGGCCGGUCCUCAAGCUCUCGUCCACGAAAAACACAUUCCUUCUUCGUUUGCUCCUCGUUUUCCUUAUUCCUCGUGGACGGAGCUCCUCACCCUUUCAAAUCGGAGAAGAGAGGCAUCGGAAAGACCGUCGUAGAUUCAGUGGAUCGAGCCGCGUCCAGCCCAUCAAGAAGACCCCUGCAAGACCGCGUCCGCGCAAGACUUCGCGAUCAAUACCGACGAUGAUGCAGAUGUCGGCCCGCCUGCUGGCGUUUCUGCUGCUGCUGAUCUACAUCGGAGCGAUCGACGUACGCAACGCGAUCAGAGGGCAGGACGGCGACGAUGCCCUGGCACCGGUCGGCUUCCCCCCAUCGGCGGCUGCGCUGCCGGUGGCGCGGGCCACGUCCAAGAAGAAGCCAGCCAAGCCGAGGGUCGGCGUCGUCAUCAAAAAGGGGAAGAAGCUCAUGGCCAAGGUCAACUCGCCCUCGAGCGGCGGCGACGGGAGCGCUGGCGAGUCGAGCUCCAGAACGCCUCAGAGCGCGGCCAAGUCCGAUCCGGCGUCCUCGUUCUCGGACACGCCGGGGAGGGUGGGCAUGACUUUGCAGCUCAAGCGGCUCGAGAACCCCAAUGGCGGCGAUCCACUGAUGCUCUACCAACAUCACAUCAACCGCGCCAACGCCAAGCUGGCGUCGAUGUUCAAGCGGGCUCCCGUCAGCCCGGAGCAGAUGCAGAAGGCGCUCGCGAAGAGAAGGCUGAGCGUUCUAGCCCGACGCUCCAUAGGCCUCGAAGCUCGAGCCGUCCCUGUGUCUGCCUCCGUGUUGUCAUACCCGCCAUCGCGGCGUUCUGGCCUCGCGCCCGCCCAAGCCUCGCUGGCCGUCGGUCAGCGCCACGUCAAUCCUCGCCUCGGGUACACCAAGAACGCCAAGACGGGCCUCGCUGCCCAGAAGCGCUUGCUCGGUGGUCUGCUGGACGGCAUCCUUGGAACGGGAGGUUCUGACUCGACCACUCAGACCGCCGCUCCCGCUCCAGUUGCCCCCUCGGCCACCCCGACAGCAUCUACUUCGCCGACGCCUUCGACCACCUCAGCGGCUACCGCAGCGGCAUCGGUCGCGCCCGCGGUCGCGGCGGUCGCGUCAGAAGAUGCGGAGACUGGAUUCCCCGAGUCUGAUCUGACCGCCUCGACCGCUGCGGACCUCUUCAAGGCCGAGGACCCCACCGCUGCGCAGAGCCUCGGGCUCGACAUUGAAGCCAACGACAUUGGCUACGUUGUCACGGUCGAGAUUGGCAGCGAGAAGCUGCCCUUCCGGAUGCUGGUCGACUCGGGCUCAGCCGAUACCUGGGUCCCGAGCACGUCGUGCACCGAGUGCAGCGACUCGCACCAGCGCCUGGGCACGUCGACGUCGACGACGUUCCGCGAGAUUGACACCAAGUUCUCGAUCGUCUAUGGCACGGGCGACGUGCAGGGCAAGCUGGCCGAGGACAGCCUGACGGUGGCCGGCAUGACGCUGCCGCAGCACACGUUUGGGCUGGCCGAAAAGGAGUCGGACGACUUUAGCGGCGACGACGUGCCGUUCGAGGGCCUGAUUGGGCUGGCCAAGACGGAGUUGAGCAACGCGGGCGUGCCGACGCCCAUCGAUGCGCUCUACAAGGCCGGGCUGGUCGACGUGCCCGUCAUGGGCUACCACCUCGGCCGCGUCUCGGACGGGUACAACGACGGCGAGGUGACCUUUGGCGGCGUGGACCCGUUCAAGUUUGAAGGCUCGCUCACCGAGGUCGACAACGUCUCGACCGAGGGCUUCUGGGAGGCGCCGAUCGACCGGAUCAGUUUCGGUGGAAAGGAUCUGGGAAUGGACGGAAGGACCGCCAUCCUGGAUACCGGAACCUCGUUGAUCGUGGCGCCCCAGAGCGACGCCGAUGCGCUCCACGCCGCCAUCGAGGGCAGCAAGCCCGAUGGUCAGGGCGGCUACACCAUCCCGUGCACGACGACGGCGUCCGUGUCGCUGACGUUUGGCGGCCGCGAGUUUGGCAUCGACCCGCGCGACCUCAUCUUCCUGCCCGUCGACGCCGACGACCUGCUGGGCGACUGCGUCAGCGCCGUCUCGGCCGGCGACGUCGGCGGCAAAAACGAGUGGCUCGUCGGCGCCGCGUUCCUCAAGAACGUCUACUUUGCCACCAACGCAAAGACCAACACCAUCGGCCUCGCCCCGAUCUCGCAGCGCAACGCCACGGCCUCGUCGUAG